AUUAAAUUAUAUAUCUAUGCAAAGUUUUUUCAUACAUCGUACUGGUUUGCGACUAGCAUAUAUAUGUAUAUAUAUAAAUUAAACUAGGAUCACAACAAUAAUUCACAACACUCUCAAUUUCCCUACGACCUCACACAUGGUUAUUGAGCUUGAACCUCAAUUAUUCUAGAAUACAAUAAAAUUUUUUAUCUUUUUAUUAUUGAGAUUAUCUGAUCAAUAAUAAAUGUAUACAAUACAAAUCAGCACCGCCAGACAGGCCUACAAAUUCUUUUAUUUUCUUUUUUUAUUUUUGGUGAGAAGUGAGAACAGAAAAUUCAAGGUUGGAUUCUCAACUCCAACAUACUUAAAAUAAAUAAAUUUUUUUUUUAAAAAAAGGUGAGACUAAAAAUUUGGAGUUGACCAGACAUAAUGAGUAAUAUUCAGAUCAUAUGGUCGGCAAGAGGUGGACCCCACUGAGCCUUAUUCUAGCCGUUGUAUUCGCCACCAACGAUCUUUUGAAACCUCAUUGCGGGAAAAGAAGACUGUGGGUCUACAAGGCAAUGAUUAAAGAAAUUAUAAAAUAAAUAAAUAAAAAAAUAAGUAAGAUUUAGAUCUAAAAAAUUUGGAUUAAAAGUAAGAAAGUGACGCUGUAAGAAAUUUAGAAUUUUUUUUGUGCCACUGUGCACAAGGUACAACGACAUCGUUCAGACUCUUUGACAAAGUGAGUUAUUGCUUAGGCAGCACACUGCCUUGGCAACAUCAUCACUUUCUCUUCUUUAUUUUGGUAAGCAAGUUGUUGUUGCUUACUUAAUAUAGAUACUUUCUUUCUGUUUCAGAUAUUUUUCUUUGGAUAAAACCUGCUUCUAUGUCUUCGUGAUAAUCACAAUAUAGAGACUUUGCUUCUUGACAAGAGUGUCAUAUCACAAAAUGUGAUAAUCACAAUAUUUGUAUGAAUUUGGGAAGUUGAUGGUUCAGUUUUCAAUUAGCUAUCUUUCCUUAUAAGAAUCAACAAGAGUUAAAGUUUGUAGCUUCCUGGAAACUACUGCAUUGUUCUUGAUUAUAAGUGGGGUUUUCUUAGCUCUUCUGGGUUCUGACUUCUGCAAUGAAAUUUGGACUUCUUGAACACAUGUUGUAGUCUUUUUCAAUUGGGUCUUGCUCUGAGGAUCAAAUUUGAUCACUACCAGAAUUAACUUCAAUAACUUCCGAAAGGACCAAAACUAAUCCACUGUAGAAUGACCGAAAGUGGUUUAUGUUCUGCAAUGCCUGAAAUGGAUAUUAUAGCUUUAAAGGAAACUCUUCAAUCUCAACAAAAUCUUCUACAAAAAUUGUACAAUGAAUUGGAUGAGGAAAGAGAAGCCUCAGCUACAUCGGCUAGUGAAGCUCUAUCGAUGAUACUGCGUUUGCAAGGAGAGAAGGCUGUUGUGCAGAUGGAAGCAAACCAAUAUAAGAGAUUGGCAGAGGAAAAGAUGUCUCAUGCUGAGAAUUCUCUUUAUGUUUUUGAAGAUCUAAUCUAUCAGAAAGAAAUGGAAAUUUCAUCUCUUGAGUUUCAAGUUCAGGCUUACAGGUGCAGACUUCUUAGCAUGGGUUGCAAUGAUUUGGGUGACUAUGAAUGUAAAUUUCCGGAGAAUCUAGUUUUGCAAAGAAGUGAUUCAUGUAAGGUGGAAAUGGGUGCUAAUAGCAAUUUAAGAAGAUUACACUCUCUGCCUCCAAUUCAAGUAAAAGAACACUAUCAGAAGAAAAGUAAUUUGGAAAAAGAAAGAUCUGUGAUCCCCAUGUCAGAUUGGAGUCCAAAGAUAGGGAAGCAAAACACUGACCAGAAUGUUAAAGUUCAAAACUUGGAUUUAGAGAAAAAUUCAGGAAGUCCUAUUUUUGUAACCUCUGAUUCGUACUGGGAGCAGAUCAAAAAGUUAGAUGACCGAGUGAAAGAUAUAUCGGGUGAUAAAGUUUCUGUAAGAGAAAAUUCAUUUAACUUGAAGGAAAAGUACAGCCCCCGUUCAUUACUUCCACAAGUAAGUAUUGACAAAUUCCAUGGCACAAAUAAAGGAGAAAGUUUUACUAAUUUUGAGAAAAUUAAACUUCAUGAAAAUAUACAGGAAAGGGAGGCAAUAGUUAAUUCUUCUUGCACCUCAAGUGUCCAGGAUAUUUUUGAAGUCCCACAAAGUACUGAGAAUCAUAAUGCAUACAAAGUUCAGAAGAAAGAACAAAGUAAGUUGGUUUUGGAAGGUGAGAACAGGCCUAGAAAGCCAGAUUUGGUCUCUGAGGAUAGCUCUGGAUUGCAUAUUACAGAUGCAACAGAUAAGAUAAAGAAAAUGUUGCUUUUUGCAAACCACGAUAACAAAAUACCUAAACCAAGAGAUGGAUUAAGUGAUGACUGCAAUGCAGCUCUUGUUCAGCCAACAAUAGGUGAUGUAGAGUCUCAGGCCAAGCUUCAACAACUGUGUCACAGAAUUGAGCGGCUCGAGGGAGAUAGAAACUAUAACAGGCAAGAAAUUACUGAGGAAGGGGAAGGGCAGUUGAAGUUGUUAAAGGAGAUACAAGAUCAACUUAAUGUGAUACAGACUGAGUUGGGAAGUUUGAGAAUUAAGAAAUCCCCUCCACAAGAUGACCAGCCUCUACAUUUUCUUUCUGAGGCAUUGCUACAUUUUUGGCUUUAAGAAAUCAAUUGGAACCUUGAUAUGUCACAGAUCAUUGAUUUCAGACAUGCUUGGCACAAAGGAAUCAGUAAGAGUAUCUUUGAUCUUUCAUACAAAUGGCGUGAACCAAAUUUUUUUUUAGGUUUUCGGAUUUAAUUUGAAUGACUUCCAUACAAAAUAUAGAUUUUAAAAGAUUUUCAUACAGUACAUUGAAACAUAAAGAAAGAAGAGUGGCUUUCAGAGGAUUGAAUAGGGCAUGUUUUUUUUUUUUUUUUGAGCUUGAGAUAUAGGUUGUAAGUAACACACAUACCUUGAUCUGAUUUGAGAGUUGAGAGUGCU
This is a messenger RNA of Quercus lobata, 2951 nucleotides long. Its product is annotated as myosin-binding protein 7-like. Lineage: Eukaryota; Viridiplantae; Streptophyta; Magnoliopsida; Fagales; Fagaceae. The coding region runs from base 1212 to 2633 and encodes 473 amino acids. The transcript has 4 exons. The record is from RefSeq and is a predicted model, not a curated record.